UGUGAGAGGAGGAGAAGAGAUGAAAGGAUCAGAUUUGACACAUCAAAGAGAAAGACCAGACUCAGAGGAACCAGAGCCAGGGACGUCCAAACUAGCAAGACGACACCACUGCUCCCACUGUGGAAAAAAUUGUAACCGGUUAUGGGACCUGAAACAACAUGAGAAAAUGCACACAGGGGAGAAGCCUUACCACUGUUCCCAAUGUGGAAAGUGUUUCGUCUGUUCGGGGGAGCUGAAACAACAUGAGAGAAUACACACAGGAGAGAAGCCUUACCACUGCUCCCAAUGUGGAAAGAGUUUCAACCAGAAAGCAAACCUGAAAGCUCAUGAGAGAAUACACACAGGAGAGAAGCCUUACCACUGCUCCCAAUGUGGAAUGUGUUUCAACCAUAAAGCAAACCUGAAAGCUCACGAGAGAAUACACACAGGAGAGAAGCCUUACCACUGCUCCCAAUGUGGAAGGUGUUUCAACCAGUCGUGGGCGCUGAAACAACACGAGAGAAUACACACAGGAGAGAAGCCUUACCACUGCUCCCAAUGUGGAAAGUGUUUCAACCAGAAAGCAAACCUGAAAGCUCACGAGAGAAUGCACACAGGAGAGAAGCCUUACCACUGCUCCCAAUGUGGAAGGUGUUUCAACCAGUUGUGGGCGCUGAAACAACACGAGAGAAUACACACGGGAGAGAAGCCUUACCACUGCUCCCAAUGUGGAAAGUGUUUCAUCCAUUCAGGGGAUCUGAAACGACAUGAGAGAAUACACACACGAGAGAAGCCUUACCACUGCUCCCAAUGUGGAAUGUGUUUCAACCAGAGAGUAAACCUGGAAGCUCAUGAGAGAAUACACACAGGAGAGAAGCCUUACCACUGCUCCCAGUGUGGAAAGAGUUUCAACCGGAAAGCAAACCUGAAAGCUCAUGAGAGAAGACACACAGGAGAGAAGCCUUACCACUGCUCCCAAUGUGGAAAGUGUUUCAACCGGUCGGAGGAGCUGAAACGACAUAAGAGAAUACACACAGGAGAGAAGCAUUACCACUGCUCCCAAUGUGGAAAGUGUUUCAACCAGUCGGGGGAGCUGAAACAACAUGAGAGAAUACACACAGGAGAGAAGCCUUACCACUGCUCCCAAUGUGGAAAGUGUUUCAUCCAUUCAGGGGAUCUGAAACGACAUGAGAGAAUACACACAGGAGAGAAGCCUUACCACUGCUCCCAAUGUGGAAAGUGUUUCAACCAGAGAGGAAACCUGAAAAAGCAUGAGAAUACACACAGGGCAGAAGCCUUACCACUCCGCCCAGGUUGCAAAGCUUUUGCCCAUUAAGGAAGCCUGAAAGAACACAUUAGACUGCACACAGCGGAGAAGGCUUAGAAAAGCUCAGACUGUGGGAAAACAUAUUACUCAUAAGUCACUUAAACGUCAUUAGAGAAUAGAGAAAUUACUUCUCUUAGCGUGUAUAUUGAUAUUUCACAUCACAUUGACUUCAAAUUCAUCAGAGAACAUACACAGUGCUCCCGUUGUCUUAUAUUGUUGACUGACAAUAUGUUUACCUGUCUUUACCAUAUGAAAUUAAAUGGUACAGGGUAUACUCAAACAUAUAUUUGUUUGUUUCUAUUAGAAGACAUGAAGUGAAUAUGGAGUCUGUCAGUUUGAAUAUAAAGAAGAUCAGGUUCCUUCUUUUAAACGGUCCUUUUUUAAACUCUUUGUGUGUUUAUCUGGGUGUGUCAUUCCUCCAGCACUACAGAUAAUCAAGUGAUAUUUGGAUGUGAUGCAUUAGUUCCAUUGUUGACAUUUGCAUUGUAGCCCACUGAUGAUUUAAUGAAAUGAAAAUGUUCAGACUCUGUAAUGGAAAAUGUUAAUUGUUUGUGUGUCCACAUAACUGAGUAUGUGACUAACCUUGUGAAACUGUCCUAUUAUAAGCUCCUGUUCUUGGGAGUAUCAUCCUGUGUUGCAAACCAAUUUGUACAUGUGUCCUUGUAUGAAUAAAGUCCCUCCCAAGAACAGGAAACUAUAAAGAUAUGUGCUAAUCACUCAAUGCUUCAGGAAUUCAGACUGUCUACACUGCGCUGUGUAACUCUGUUAUUCUCUCUGAGCUCAGAAAUAAAGAAUCUUGGUUUGA
This is a messenger RNA of Oncorhynchus mykiss (rainbow trout), 2111 nucleotides long. NCBI's taxonomy places the organism in Eukaryota, Metazoa, Chordata, Actinopteri, Salmoniformes, Salmonidae. The record is from RefSeq and is a predicted model, not a curated record.